Acanthaster planci (crown-of-thorns starfish) is the source of this 3083-nucleotide messenger RNA. RefSeq names its product transforming growth factor-beta-induced protein ig-h3-like. The record is from RefSeq and is a predicted model, not a curated record. Lineage: Eukaryota; Metazoa; Echinodermata; Asteroidea; Valvatida; Acanthasteridae. Gene Ontology annotation, biological process: cell adhesion; extracellular matrix organization. Gene Ontology annotation, cellular component: extracellular matrix. Gene Ontology annotation, molecular function: cell adhesion molecule binding.
CGACCUCAAGUGUAUGGGAAACACCUACCGUUAUUCCAGAAUGAUGACACAUAUACAUGUACACUGUACAUGUACACGACUUUGCACGACUAAAGCCGAUUCAAAACCGAAACAUGGCAAAGGCCAAUGAGAUGACAUGAAACAGAGACCAUCCACAAAGGAAAACACCAGCAGAAAAGGCCACCAUACUGUCCCAAGUGCUGCGGGGAAGUUAGGCUUUGCACAAAGAACAUGUAUUUGAUUUCAGCAGCUCUCUUCCUGCUGUCAUUACUCGGUGAAUACUCACUGGCGCAUGAUGUCAGAAAUCAAGAGGGUAACAUCUUGCAAGUCUGCGAGAAGGCAGGUGCCUUGACGUUCGUCAAGUACGCCCGUGCCACACCGUGGGUGAAUAAGACCUUGGUGAGUGGCAUCGGGUACAUGGCCUUGGCUCCGACUGACCGUGCCUUCGGGGACCUACCGCUGGUGGUGAAGAUCGCCCUGAAAGACCCACAGACCUUGGAGUGGUACCUGCGAUAUCAUAUUGCCCUGUCGGUGGCUUACAAGCAGGAGAUCAACAACAACCUGAGGAUCCCUAGCGCCUUCAGACCCCCUGGGAAGACGGAGGACCUGCCGGAACCUGUUCUGCCGAUCCGGUUCAACGUUUACGACGUCUUGGCGGAUUACCUCUCCGAUGGCAGCUUUGGACAGGUGGUGACAGCUGGCGGAGCGCCAAUCGUCCAAGCUGACUUGCCGGCCAGCAAUGGCAUUGUUCACAUCAUCGACAAGGUGAUGUUUCCCCUGCCUACUGGAGCCGACAUGACGGAGUUUGUCAAUGACGAUGGGCGAUUCAGCAGUCUGUUCGGCUUCCUACAGACAGCCAAUCUCACCAAGGCCUUGGAGACGGACCCUUCCCGGCCGCUGACCCUUUUUGCCCCUAACAACCAGGCCUUCAAGAACCUCCCCAAGAGCGUUGUCCAGAAGUUGGCCAACGUCACCUUCCUCCAGCAGGUCCUCGAGUACCACGUGGUUCCAGGUGCCUACUACGCCGCGGGUCUGUGGGACAACCAAAUCUUGCACCCGCUCUACAACAAGCCCCUGCUGGUGGAGCGUGGACAAGGGGGAAUCUACUUGCAGAACAGUAAGGUCCUGCAGGCUGACAACACGGUGUCCAAUGGCGUGGUGCAUGAGAUAUCCGCCGUCCUAAUCCCCCCAAAGGUAUCAGUUCAUGUAAAGAUGCACACAAACGUGGAAAACCAUAAUACUUUCUUGAGUGUGUGGGAAGUUAGGUUUUGCACAAAGAACAUGUAUUCGAUUCCAGCGGCUCUCUUUUUGCUGUCAUUACUCGGUGAACACUCACUGGCAUUUCAUAGGUAUUUCGGGGGCAGCGUCGUGGAAGUCUGCGAGGACGCAGGUGUCAUGACAUUCGUCAAGUACAUCCGUGCCAUACCGUGGUUGAAUGAGACCUUGGAGAACCACCUCCUGUACAUGGUCUUGGCUCCGACUGACCGUGCUUUCGAGGACCUAGGCGUAAUAGCCCCGGAGGUGAAGACCGCCCUGAAGGACCCAGAGACCUUGGAGCGGUACAUAAGAUUUCAUAUCACCAUGUCUGAUGUAGUUUUCAUGGAGGAAAUCUACAACGAGAGGAUGCUCACUAGCCUCCCUGCACACCCUGAGAGAACGGAGGGCGUUGUGCAGCCCCUACUGCCCUUCCGGUUCAACGUUUACCACGUCCCGGCGUAUCGCCUCCGCAAGGGCGUCAUUGGACGGGUGGUGACAGUUAACGGAGCACCAAUCGUCCGAUCCGACUUACCGGCCUGGAAUGGCCUUGUUCACAUUCUUGACAAGGUCAUGCUUCUGCCAACUGGAGCCAACAUGACGAAGUUUGUCAAUGACGAUGGGCGAUUCAGCCGUCUGGUUGGCUUCCUACAGGCAGCCAAUCUCACCGAGGCCUUGGAGACGGAACCUUCACAGCCGCUGACCCUGUUUGCCCCUAACAACCGGGCCUUCGAGAACUUGCCCAACAACGUUGUCCAGAAGUUGGCCAAUGUCACCUUCCUAAAGCAAGUCCUUGAGUACCAUCUGGUCCGAGGCACCUACUAUGAGGCCGGUCUGUGGAUCAUCGAGACCUUGCAGCCAUUCUACAACAAAACACUGCCGGUGAGGCGAGGAACAUGGGGUACCCAUGUGCAGAACAGUCUGGUCCUGCAGGGUGACAACACGGUGUCCAAUGGCGUGGUGCAUGAGAUAUCCGCCGUCCUAAUCCCCCCGGAAUAGAGGGGUCGGUAUGCCAAGUUAGCACUGUGGUCUGGUAACUCCACAUGUACAUUGCACAUAUCAUUUCAAGCAUGUCUGGCAGGGCAGGCUAUUUCUAGUACUCAGAUUUAUGUGGAAUUUUCACCCUUUUCUGUUCAAACGAGUUUUCUUUAUGAAUUCUAGACUCAAAAACAGCAUUAACCCAGACUCCCAAUAUUCCCAAAGAUCCCUCACACUAUUCAUAAAACAGACUCAAGGCUUUCAUUCAAAUGUUCAGCUUUGAGUCGACCGUAACAUACAUCAGAACCCCUUGAAUUAACAGAUGUGAAAAACUCUCAGAAUACUUCCAAUUGCACAAUAUAACAAUCCAACAUCAUCUCAGAUGUUUAAUAGUUUGCCAGUAGACUUCCACAGUGCUUUUGUUGCAGUUUCUUUGUUAAGAAUUAAUAGAAAUUCCUAACCAUACCAAUGAGCUUACUUAAGUGAAAUAAAUACAGUAAUCUUCCAUGCACAAAAACUGCCCAUCCUUUCACACAAGAGCGUCUUUCUUCCACGGUGUUGUAUACCAGUAUUUACAGACACUAUGGCAAGACUUUUUACUCCAAAUUGCUUACAUCAGCCAUUUCAUAAUAUUUUGAGUAGAAUUUAUGGCCAGCACUAAACCUGAUAUAAAUAAAAAGACGUGCAUUUGCAGUUCAUUACCAAAAACAAAGAAGAGGAAAAAGCAAGCAAAUCGUUACUUUAAUUACAAACCGAAGAAAAAGGGAUUGAUGUUUAAAAUAUCAAAAAAGGAGACUGGCUUUUUAAGAACUCUUUUUCCCAAGCAGUACAAUUAAGCUGUUCACAGAAUU